Molecule: messenger RNA, 156 nt
Organism: Fusarium proliferatum ET1
Lineage: Eukaryota; Fungi; Ascomycota; Sordariomycetes; Hypocreales; Nectriaceae
Exons: 2
Coding region: 1-156 (51 amino acids)
Source: RefSeq, a predicted model, not a curated record
AUGAACAUAUUAAUGUAUAUCAUGAUACAUCCUCUUGAUCCUGUAUGGUUCCGAUGGGCUGAGCUCUUUUUUGUCAGGGUUGAUGAUAUCAACAACUAUGCCCACGAUGAAGAUGACAGGCCCUCAGAUUUACAUCAUGUCAUGAUGAGGUUUUGA